This is a messenger RNA of Loa loa (African eye worm), 477 nucleotides long. RefSeq lists its product as hypothetical. The transcript has 2 exons. NCBI's taxonomy places the organism in Eukaryota, Metazoa, Nematoda, Chromadorea, Rhabditida, Onchocercidae. The record is from RefSeq and is a predicted model, not a curated record. Gene Ontology annotation, biological process: cell surface receptor protein tyrosine kinase signaling pathway; multicellular organism development; protein phosphorylation. Gene Ontology annotation, cellular component: signaling receptor complex. Gene Ontology annotation, molecular function: transmembrane receptor protein tyrosine kinase activity; ATP binding. The annotation marks the transcript as partial.
AUGGCACCGGAAACAAUUCAACGUCAACCGCAUUAUAGUGUUAAAAGUGAUGUUUGGUCAUAUGGUGUAUUAUUAUAUGAAAUUUUUAAUAAUGGUAUUAAACCAUGGCCAAAUUUGGAUGUACGACAAUGUGCAGCAAAUAUUAAACGUGGUAUUAUGCCUGAUAUGCCAGAAAUUACACCAAAAGAAGUAAUUCAUUUGGUGAAUAAAUGCUGGAAAAUAAAUGUUGAAAAACGAUGUGAUUUUAAAUAUAUUACUAAAAAGCUUAAAAAAGUUCAAUCAUCCUAUCAAUUACCGGAAAUUACUAAUUUAACGAUUGCACAAUUGAAAAAUGUUGGAAUAUUAACGGAAGAGAAAGCUGAAACUCAGGAAGAAAAGGAUGAGGAAGAAAUAGAAUCGAUAUCAAAAACAGUAACCGAAAGUGUAAGUACUACCGGACAAUGGAUGAGUGAUUCAACAGUGAAACCUGCGAAUGAG